Molecule: messenger RNA, 1299 nt
Organism: Aspergillus tanneri
Lineage: Eukaryota; Fungi; Ascomycota; Eurotiomycetes; Eurotiales; Aspergillaceae
Product: bZIP transcription factor
Exons: 2
Coding region: 1-1299 (432 amino acids)
Biological process (GO): regulation of DNA-templated transcription
Molecular function (GO): DNA-binding transcription factor activity
Source: RefSeq, a predicted model, not a curated record
AUGCCACGAGACACGAUGGACGAGAAAGCACGGAGCGAAAGUAUGGGCAAGGAGAAGCGAAAACCCGUGCGUCGCGACCCCGAAAAAAGGCGGCAACAGAACAUCCGAGCGCAACGUAAAUACCGAGAGAAGCUCCGUGAGCGAAUGGAGAACCUCGAAACGCUUGCAGCAUCUCUGACAACCCCGACGACGGGCACAAUCCAAUCCGAGUCGAUCCCUAGCUAUGAUGUUUCGGACGUAUCGAUUUCCAAUUCAUCGACGGCCACUCCCAAGGAUUGCCAACACCUUCUUCCACAGUCAGACCAUACCACAUCAGCACUGAACAUCUGGGACUCUACAAUACAUCUGACACCCCCAGACAAUACCAUAUCGUCACUAACCAUCUGGGAUCCUACGAUUUGGGAUUACACGGCACAGCUCCCACAUUCAGAUAUCUCCCCAUCAACACUAGCCAUCUCAGACUUCACAGAACAAUUGCCACCGUCAGAAGCUCCCUUGUCGACACCGAGUGUAUGGGUUCCUCCAACACAUGUUGAUCCUUCCAUUCUCGUCCAUGAUAAACACAAUGACGGCCUUAGUCGAUGCUGGACGACCACCACCGUCGAAUGCGAUUGCUCCAGGCCACAUUUCCAGGUACAGGUACAAACACAUGGUCCUGGCCCAUACAGCUCUACCGAGGUCAGGAUACUCAGGAUUGGACCGGUCGCACCUGCACCCGAUCCAUAUGCCAACCAUUUUCGCCUGGAAACGAUCUGUACGUUAGCUGCAAUGGAUACUCUCAGAAUGCAUGUUGGCAUUACGGAGGAGAUGAUGUGUAUCGAGGAAUCUCCCUCGCCAUUCUAUCGGUCGAUCAGGGCAUCGGCGGACGACACGGUCAAGGAAAACAUGAUCUGCACAGUGCAGAGGAUAUUCAAGACCCUCAAACCGGACUUGAGACCAAGCAGUGAACAAAUUACUGUCGAGCACCCUCCAUACAUUGAUGUUCUGCCCUUUCGGACGCUGCGGAAGAAUCUCAUCCUCCACCAGCAAGAGGUGGACGAGGAUGAAUUUCUCCGCGACGCCGUCACUGGUUUAGUAUGUUGGGGAGGGGCAGGCGUUGGGAGGAAGGAUCGAGAUGCUUCUACUGGAUACUCUUCGACUGGUACUCCGUGGGACAACCGCAGCUGGGAGGCAAAGGUGUGGUUUCUGAAGAAGUACUGGUCUCUGCUAGGUGGAGAGGAGGGAGAACUUGUGCGACAAAGCGAAUGGUGGCGCAGUAUCAGAGGCGAGGAUCCGCUGGACAUAGAGGCACUAGUAUGA